This is a messenger RNA of Magnolia sinica, 542 nucleotides long. RefSeq names its product pyrophosphate--fructose 6-phosphate 1-phosphotransferase subunit alpha-like. The record is from RefSeq and is a predicted model, not a curated record. The coding region runs from base 16 to 306 and encodes 96 amino acids. The transcript has 2 exons. NCBI's taxonomy places the organism in Eukaryota, Viridiplantae, Streptophyta, Magnoliopsida, Magnoliales, Magnoliaceae.
GGGUUUUGGUACAGGAUGCUGAGACAAAACGCUGCAAACUUUUUAAUGGAUGACUUCUACCGAAACCCAGGGCCUCUUCAGUUUGAUGGCCCAGGCUUAGAUGCUAAGCCCCUGACCCUGUGUGUCGAAGAUCAGGACUACAUGGGACGGAUCAAGAAGCUCCAGGAGUACCUUGACAAGGUGAAGUGCAUUGUGAAACCAGGUUGUUCACAAGAUGUACUGAAAGCAGCCCUUAGUGCCAUGGCUUCUGUUACAGACAUUCUUACUGUAAUGACUUCACCUUCCAGUGUCCAGACUCACUUCUAAGUUAAAUGAAACUUGCCAUCUCCUUAAGAGUCCAAGUAAGAGCAGCAAGCACAAGGCCCUGAACCCUUUCAUAUUUGUUUUCUUCAUAUUUUUAUUCUCUGUGAUAUCAUUAGGAAAUUAGGAUGCUUUUUGCAUUGAUUUUAACACUAUCUCCUGCCCGCCGCGCCAAGCAUUUUGUAGCCUGCUUUAGGCCUGAAACUUGAAUAUGAUAGUACAAUAACCGUGAGUCUUGUUAA